AUGGAUAAAGAUAGAGAUGGUAAUGUUAAGCUUCAGGAAUUAAUUGAUUUCCAUAAAGGCUUCAAUCCAAAUACAAAUGUUUAUGAAGAAGCAAAGAAGAUGAGAAAGAUGGAUGAAAAUAUGAAUGGAACAAUACAAUUUUAUGAAUAUUGCAAGUAUUAUGGUGAUGAAGUUAAAAAGAGCACUGAUGCCCAUGAUGGAAAAGGCAAAAGUCAAUGUUGCCUUCUUAUUUGA
This is a messenger RNA of Trichomonas vaginalis G3, 234 nucleotides long. RefSeq names its product EF-hand family. Lineage: Eukaryota; Parabasalia; Trichomonadida; Trichomonadidae. The record is from RefSeq and is a predicted model, not a curated record. The transcript has a single exon. The coding region runs from base 1 to 234 and encodes 77 amino acids. Gene Ontology annotation, molecular function: calcium ion binding.